AUGUUCAAGACCCGCAACAAGCUGACUUUCCUUGCGUUCAUACCUGACAGUUAUCAGAUUCCAGCUUUCAGCUUGUACGCAUACAGCCGUAAGAGUAUCUACAACUACUACUUCUUAACGACCAGUCAGAAAAAUGCACUUUACGCCUACGAAAAUAACAAACUUGUUAUAAAUGCGGGAAAAGUCGUUGGAGGCUCGAGCGCGGUGAACUACUUGCUGUAUUAUCGCGGCAACCGCCGUGACUACGACCGUUGGGCGGCCCUCGGCAACACUGGCUGGGACUACGAUACUGUCCUGCCAUACUUCAAAAAAGCAGAGAACUAUGAAGGAAAACUCUCUGCUGAAGACUUGCCGUAUCAUGGUUUGGGAGGACCACUCUCGGUCUCCAACUCGAUUUGGUUCGACCUUUCCAAGUAUGUCUUCGCGGCAGCCAAGGAAAUGGGAUUUGAAAAAAUUGAUCCCAACGCUAAAAAGAGAAUCGGAUAUUUCCUGCCGGAUUAUACCAUAAAGAAAGGCGAACGCCACUCAGCAGCAGAAGCCUAUCUCAAGCCCACCCUGAGCAGACCAAAUCUCUCCCUGCAGACUGAGUCGCAAGUUAUCAGGAUUCUGUUUAACAACAAAAACAGAGCUAUAGGAGUUCGCUACAUGCAAGGAGGCCGGGUUAAACAAGCGUUCGCCCGCAAAGAAGUGAUCAUCAGUGCUGGUGUCAUCAACAGCCCCAAGCUGCUCAUGCUCUCCGGCAUUGGGCCCAAGGAACACCUCAGAUCAGUUGGGAUAAAACCUCGGGUUGACGUGCCAGGUGUGGGUAAAAAUUUCCAGGACCACAUGACCCUGCACGGCCUCAACUGGCUGAUUAAGAUGGGACCAAACGAGGUCCCUGCAAUGUCCUUCAACACUUUCUUAAGUCCCCAAACCUAUAAGGACUACAAGGAGAAGAGGACCGGUCGUCUGACAAAUCCCCUGGCUCUGGUGGGGGUGAUCCAGAGGAAGCUGGGGAAGGAAGGGGACCCCGAAAUGUCUGAUCUCAUAUACCAUUUUUUCCAAGCACCGUAUUGGACGGACAGAGGCAUACUCCACGCGCGGGAGCGCCUAUUCAAGGAUGAGGUCUACCAGGAUUACUACGCCCCCUACGAGGGCAGGGACGGGUUCGACGUCCAAAUUAUGCUGCAGGUUCCCAGGAGCCGCGGCGCCGUCACUCUCAGGUCCAAGAGUCCCUUCGAGCCUCCAAAUGUCGACCCGAAUUAUUUCGAACAUCCUGAUGAUGUUGAGGAUCUUCUUAAAAGCAUAGAAUUCGCUUUGGAAGUGGGAAGGACGCGAGCUCUGAGGGAGGGUGUGAAUGCCACCUUUAUUGACAGGCCGCUAAUAGGCUGCAAGCACCUGCCCUGGGGCUCAGACGAGUACUGGCGCUGCUUCAUCCGCGCCAUGAGCACCACGGGCCACCACUUCUGCUGCACCUGCAAGAUGGCACCCGCCACCGACCCCAUGGCCGUCGUGUCCCCCAGACUCAGAGUGCACGGCGUGGACGGUCUCAGGGUUGUGGACCUCUCCAUUGUUCCCAUCGUGACUUCAGCGACCACAAAUGCCGUGGCGAUCAUGAUCGGCGAGCGGGCGGCGGACUUCAUUAAAGAGGACCACGGGAUGCUGUAGUCCGCAGGACCACGGGAUGCUGUAGACCGCAGGACCACGGGAUGCUGUAGUCCGCAGGACCACGGGAUGCUGUAGUCCACAGGACCACGGGAUGCUGUGGUCCACAGGACCACGGGAUGCUGUAGUCCACAGGACCACGGGAUGCUGU
Molecule: messenger RNA, 1795 nt
Organism: Hyalella azteca
Lineage: Eukaryota; Metazoa; Arthropoda; Malacostraca; Amphipoda; Hyalellidae
Product: glucose dehydrogenase [FAD, quinone]
Exons: 15
Coding region: 1-1647 (548 amino acids)
Molecular function (GO): flavin adenine dinucleotide binding; oxidoreductase activity, acting on CH-OH group of donors
Source: RefSeq, a predicted model, not a curated record